Molecule: messenger RNA, 2114 nt
Organism: Patella vulgata (common limpet)
Lineage: Eukaryota; Metazoa; Mollusca; Gastropoda; Patellidae
Product: gamma-tubulin complex component 4
Exons: 16
Coding region: 103-2046 (647 amino acids)
Biological process (GO): spindle assembly; mitotic cell cycle; microtubule nucleation
Cellular component (GO): gamma-tubulin complex; centrosome; equatorial microtubule organizing center
Molecular function (GO): gamma-tubulin binding; microtubule minus-end binding
Source: RefSeq, a predicted model, not a curated record
AGAUGGCAGAUAACUCUAAUAUUUAGCGCCAUAAACAAACUACGGUAACUUGUCAUGUUUUACAAAAGUGAAUAAUUUGUUUAACGUCCCACAGAAAACAAAAUGUACCAUGAAAUUUUAUUAGCACUGUCUGGCAACACCGGUGGUAUAUUUAGAGACAAAGGAGACGGCAUCAAGGUUAUAGCUGAUCUUCCAUUCAUUAAUCCUUCAGAAAUCAGCAUCUUGAAUGAAUUGGGUAAACUAGGAACAUAUUACAAACACUUUCAACAAUUUAUUGCAAAAUAUAGCAAUGCAUUAUCAGUACAUCACAGAACACUGAAAUCGGAGGAGGAUCUGCAUGGAUUAUAUUUGAAAGCAGCAUGUCAUGGUAUUGAUAUUGUGUUACAAGAUUAUCGUCAGUCUCUGUUGAGUUUAGAAAAAGAUUUUAUACAAGACCCAUAUCUGCCUGUUUCACAUCUUUUAUGUACUUUAAAAGAGUAUGAGUUGUUGUUUCCAGAAUUAUCUGCAGUUAUUGAACAAAUCAAAUCACACAAGGCUCAUGGAUGUUAUAUAUUAGAUAUUGUACAGAAACGUUCUAUUUGUGGAUUACCAGUGGUAAAACAGGCUUUUAAAAGAAUUCUACAUGUGUGUCACAAUGUGUUUUAUAAACAGCUUUGUGCCUGGUUAUUACAUGGUACGUUAGUUGACUCCUACAAUGAAUUCAUUAUACAGAAAAUAGAUGAAAACUCACAAACACUGACUUUAUCUAAAACAGAACAAGAGGAAGAUGAUUUAGGUAUAAUGGGUAUUACUGGUCGUCAGAUGAAGAAAGCAAUGACUAUAUCUACACCUAAAUAUGUUCAACCAAAAGAACAUUUAUAUGGUAUACAAGCUAAUUUACUCCCUGCUUACAUUCCUAUUAGAGUAGCGUCUAAAAUACUGUUUGUGGGCGAAUCAGUUCAGAUGUUUGAAAACGAAAAACAGAAUUCAAAGAAUAUAGUAUCCGAUCCAAUAUUAAGAAGCCGAGUUGAAGAAUUUACUAAAGAUCUACAUGAAUUAUCUAAGCAAGAAGAAUUUAAUCUCAUGGUGUUCGAUAAAAUUAUUGAUAAAAUUAGAACAUUUGUCGCUGAGCGGUUAUGGGUGUUAAUAGUAGAAGAAUCUGAUUUACGGAACCAACUAAAAGUUAUAAAAGAUUUUUUUCUGCUGGGAAGAGGAGAAUUAUAUUUAGCCUUUAUAGACCAAGCUCAGCAUUUAUUAUCUGGUCCAGUUACGUCAACAACACAACAUGAUAUAAAUAUGGCGUUUCAACAGGCUGCUAGAAAUGUUCUCCUACAGAAUGAAUCUCUUUUGCAGAAGUUCCAAUUGACAAUAACUCGAAAGAGUGGAAGUGGUCCGACAGGUUCGGCUGUAGAAAAUGGUUGGAAUUGUCUAGGAUUACAACACACGAUACACUGGCCUUUACAUAUAUUCUUUACUUCAGCCAUGUUAGAAAAGUACAAUAGAAUAUUCACGUUUUUAUUGGCUAUUAAAAGAGCACAACUUGAUAUUCAGUCAUGCUGGACAAUACAGAUGAUACAUAAACAAAAACCAUCACAUCAAGAAGAAAUGGCUAAAUGGCAGCUUAGAACACAUAUGGGAUUCUUAGUUGAUAAUUUACAAUAUUACCUACAGGUUGAUGUUAUAGAAUCACAGUAUGGUAUAUUACUAGAUAAAAUCAAUUCAACCAGAGAUUUUGAAGCAGUUAAAGUAGCACAUGAAAACUUUCUUUCUGCUUUGUUAGCACAGAGUUUUGUUCAUAUGAAAUCUGUAUCCCAUUGUUUAAGAGAAAUAUUAGAUUUAUGUACAGCUUAUAGUCAACUGAUGACAUCAUCUGACAUUCAAUUACUUCCACAACAACUUCAACAAUUAACAGACAUAGCACAGAAAUUUCAGCGUCAAUUUAAUCUUUUGUUCAAGAUAUUAUCCAGCGUAAAACAUCAUAAUGCCAGUCCAUAUUUAGCCCAGUUAUUAUUACGACUUGAUUAUAAUAAAUAUUUUACUUGUACUGGUGGACAAAUAGGGAUUUGAGAAAUCAUGAUUAAAGUGCUAUGUAUAAAAUGUAGUCAUGAUAUUUGUUUUGUACAGUGUAUUAAAUU